Symbiodinium natans is the source of this 1594-nucleotide messenger RNA. NCBI's taxonomy places the organism in Eukaryota, Dinophyceae, Suessiales, Symbiodiniaceae. The record is from the annotation of a GenBank genome assembly.
AAUGGACACUGCCGACAUUCAGGGAAAGCUGCUGGCCUACUUCAAUCAGCUCAGCCCCGAAGCCCGCGACCGCCUCCUAGCCAGUGCCCCUGCCCAGGAGGCACAGCCUCAACCCGCCUCGGGUUCAGGCAAUGCCCAGCCGGGACAGACACUGCCCACCAAGGCCCCGCCACCGGUGGUCACUGGCCAAGCCCAAGCCCAAUCGCCUGAAUCGGACUCGACGCCCAAUUCAGCCCCGGAUGCCUCAGCCUCGUCUUUGCUCGCAGACGAGCUAGCCGAUUUGAAGAAGUCAGCCUCCACCCGCCGCGGGCAAAAGGCGAAAGCCCUCACACGCAAAGAUUGGGACUUCAUCGACCCAGCCCAAAGCCUAUCCUGGUCGCCCGACCAGAUCCGCCGAGCCCAUGGGGAUGGCCGCGUCAUUCCCAGCCUAGUUUUCAAGAAGGAUGGAGUCAAAGUGCCUGAGGCGCUCGUGAAGCACAUCGCCAACACGCUCCCCUCGACAGAGGCCGAGACAAGCCCAUCUGCCCAGCCUGGCCCACUGCCCUCGGUCUCCGAGACCCGCCCAGCCUGGGCCGACAUCCAAGAGGAUGAGGCCCUCAACAAGCCCUUGCCCAUUAGCUCGGACAGCCCUGUAAUCGAGGAGGCGCCGCCAGCCCCUCCUGCCAAGAGUACCCCGCCCAGCCCGGGGCAGAGCUUGCCCUCGGAGCCCACCAGCAAGGCUGCGCCUGAGCCAGAAGCCCGCCCAUCUGCCUCGCCAACCAAGCCCAACCCUCGCAUGACCAUGGUCUACGAAGGCAGGACCUGGCACAACUUUUGGGGGCAGGACCCGCCAGCCAAUGCCAUCUCGGUGGACUGGGACUCCUUCUGGUUCACUCUCGAGGAAGAGCCCACGGCAGCCCAGCCCAAAGGUCCUCCUUCCUGCCCACCGCCUGCACACCCGCCUCAGCAGGCCCAAGAAUCCCAUCAGCCGCCGGGAACCAAGGCCCCGCCGCCGCCUAUGCCGCAGGAGCCAGAACCAGCCCACAAAAAGAUCAAAUGCUCCGUCUUCGGAGCGGAUGGCUGGAUCCUCAGGAAGGACCAGAGGGGUCGGGUGCACAUCACAGAAGCCGACUACGCCAGCCUAGUUGCCCAUGCCGACCAGGGAGACCCCCGAGCCCAGGAAGUGCGCUCCUUGGGGUUCAACAUUUGGGCCCCGCAAUUUGUCGUGGGCCCAGUGGUGCCUUUCUCCAUUAUCAGCCCACCGCCUACACAGCCGCAGUCGGCCCCAGCCCAGGAAGCCAACACCUCGCCUCCCACUGCCCAAGAGCAGACGGACUCGCAGAACGCCCAGACCCAGGAUGACUUCACGGACCUACUCGGCCUAGGGCAAGACUCCUCGGAUCGAGGCCUCCGCAACCCCUUCCCGAACCCACAGCGCACAGGAGGGGACUUCCGGCCCAAGGCAACCAGUGCCAGGUCCAUGCCCUGCCCACACUUGCUGAUUACGCCCAACGCCGAUAGACGCUACCGAGGCACCCUCAUCAUGCCCAGUGUGUCUUCUACGUGGACCAUCGAGACCGCCUACGAUGCAUAUUAUGUCGGACACCGACAGUGA